Molecule: messenger RNA, 2389 nt
Organism: Momordica charantia (bitter melon)
Lineage: Eukaryota; Viridiplantae; Streptophyta; Magnoliopsida; Cucurbitales; Cucurbitaceae
Gene: REME1
Product: Pentatricopeptide repeat (PPR) superfamily protein
Biological process (GO): RNA modification
Molecular function (GO): protein binding; RNA binding; zinc ion binding
Source: RefSeq, a predicted model, not a curated record
ACUCUAAUUUCGACUUUCUCGUAAUGGGAAGCGAAAAAUGGAAUCAUGGGGAAGAAGAAGAUUACGAAUAAUCUGUACGCGCUUCUGUUCCUGAUUCUCCAAAAGCCAUGCGAGCAACCGUAAUGCUGAAGCUUGCUCCCCCUCGGCUAUCUCGUUUUUGUUCUUCGUCGGCGUUCUCCCAUCACAAUGCAUCCGUGGUCGACGAGUUCACCAAGUUUUGCUACCAGAGGGACCUUCCAAGAGCCAUGAAAGCGAUGGAAGCGAUGCACAGAAACCGCCUCUGGGCCGAUGCGAUCACUUAUUCCGAGCUCAUCAAGUGCUGCCUCAUUCGUGGGGCUGUAGAACAAGGCCGGCUUGUUCACCAGCACGUUUUCUCAAAUGGUUACGACCCCAAAACAUUCUUGAUCAAUACUCUGCUUAACAUGUAUGCAAAAUUUGGCCUCUUGGAUGAGGCCCAGAACCUGUUCGACAAAAUGCCUGAAAGGAAUGUUGUCUCCUGGACGACUAUGAUAUCUGCUUACUCCAAUUCCAGUCUUAAGUAUAAGGCAUUGGAGUUUCUGAUAUUGAUGCUUAGAGAAGGUGUUCGACCUAAUAUGUUCACGUAUUCUUCUGUAUUGAGAGCUUGCGAUGGUUUGUUGGACCUUAAGCAGCUACAUGCUAGCAUUAUGAAGGUGGGUUUGGAAUCUGAUGUCUUUGUAAGAAGUGCCCUGAUCGAUACUUACUCAAAAUUGGGUGAACAGAUAGCUGCUUUGAAUGUUUUCAACGAGAUGGUUACUGGUGAUUUGGUUGUUUGGAACUCUAUCAUUGGUGGGUUUGCUCAGAACAGUGAUGGGGAUGAAGCUUUACUUCUUUAUAAGAGAAUGAAGAGGGCUGGUUUUGCAGCUGAUCAGUCUACACUAACUAGUGUUUUGCGAGCCUGCACUGGGCUGGCGCUAUUAGAAUUGGGCAGACAAGUCCAUGUCCAUGUACUGAAGUUUGAUCAGGAUCUAAUCCUUAACAACGCCCUUCUUGACAUGUACUGCAAAUGUGGCACUCUUAAGGAUGCAAGCUUAGUUUUCACUAAGAUGGUAGAGAAGGAUGUCAUCUCUUGGAGCACCAUGAUCGCAGGAUUGGCGCAAAAUGGCUUCAGUUCGGAUGCACUCAAAUUGUUCGAAUCAAUGAAAGUUAGAGGACCAAAACCAAAUUACAUCACUGUGCUUGGAGUUCUUUUCGCCUGUAGCCACGCAGGGCUUGUGAAAGAUGGAUGGUACUAUUUCCAGUCUAUGAAGGAGCUUUUCGGGAUCGACCCAGGAAGAGAGCACUAUGGUUGCAUAAUUGAUCUUCUUGGAAGAGCUGGAAGACUUGAUGAAGCAGUGAAGUUAAUCCAUGAAAUGAACCAUGAACCAGAUGCUGUGACUUGGCGAAUCUUGCUUGGUGCUUGCAGGGUUCACAAGAAUGUGGAUUUAGCCAUAUAUGCUGCUAAAGAAAUUCUAAAACUGGAUCCCACCGACGCGGGGACGUACAUAUUGUUAUCCAAUAUAUAUGCAAAUUCUCAGAAAUGGGAGGAUGUUUCAGAAGUUAGGAAGGUCAUGAGAGCCAGGGGAGUGAAGAAAGAGCCAGGAUGCAGCUGGAUUGAAGUGAGCAAACAAGUGCAUGCUUUUAUGUUGGGAGAUGACUCACAUCCAAGAACAGAAGAGAUAAAGCGGGAGCUAAGCCAGUUAAUUCAAAGAUUAGUGAGAGUGGGUUAUGUUCCAGAUACCAAUUUCGUGCUGCAGGAUCUCGAGGGAGAACAAGAACAGAUGGAAGAUUCCCUUCAAUACCACAGCGAGAAACUGGCAAUUGUGUUUGGUUUAAUGAGCUUGCCAAAUGAAAAAACCAUUCGUAUAAGGAAAAACCUCAGAAUUUGUGGGGACUGCCACAUCUUUGCAAAACUCGUCUCGCAGUUGGAGAAUCGAGUUAUCGUUGUUAGAGACCCUAUCCGAUACCAUCAUUUCCAGGACGGCGUAUGCUCCUGUGGUGAUUACUGGUGACAAAACCUGAAGUUCAAUAUCAGUAGUCCAUAUGUGACAUACAUAACCAGAGGUUGGCCAACUCCUCAAGCCAGUUGAUCAGCCGGCCAUGUUAACAGAGCUUCAUUAUUGUGAUCAAAACUACAGAGACUGCUCAGGUUCGAUCCCAACUCCACAUUUUUUUAACUGAAAAAAAGAAAGAAAGAAAGAAAAAAGCUACCUGAUGGUUUAUCAGAGAUGGGAUGAGCACGUGGGGAAGGAAAGAACAAGUAAAGAAACAGAGAACAAAUAGGGAAUCUAUAGCCUAAUUGCACUGCUGAGUGGUGAAGUGAUCUAUUUUUUGAUGAUCUAACCGGGCAGUAUUCAUAACUCCAGAUGAGUAAAAAUAAAGCUUUUCUUAA